UCGGACACGCUGAUUUCAUUGUCUGAGGCGGCAGUGGAGACUCAGGUAAAAUCUCGCGGAAUUCGCCUGCUCUGGCCCUGGUCUCAUCUUGGAUCCCCUGAUCUCUUCCCUGACCGCACCACGCCCAAGAUGAAUCUACGUUCUGUAUUUACUGUAGAACAACAAAGGAUUUUACAGCGUUAUUAUGAAAAUGGAAUGACAAAUCAAAGUAAAAAUUGCUUUCAGCUCAUAUUACAGUGUGCACAGGAGACUAAGCUGGACUUCAGUGUAGUCAGGACUUGGGUUGGCAAUAAGCGAAGAAAGAUGAGUAGUAAGAACUCUGAAUCAGGAACAGCAGGAACUGUUUCUGGUACCUCAUUGGCAACUCCAGACAUUACAGUCAGAAAUGUGGUUAAUAUUGCCCGGCCUUCAAGCCAGCAAACUUCUUGGACUUCUGCCAAUAAUGAUGUCAUUGUAACUGGCAUAUACAGUCCAGCAAGCUCAUCAAGUAAGCAAGGGACAACAAAGCAUGCAAAUACACAAAUUACAGAAGCACAUAAAAUUCCUGUUCAGAAACCAGCCAGUAAAAAUGACAGUGAACUUCAAUUGCACAUUCCUGUUCAAAGACAAGUAGCACACUGUAAAAAUGCUUCUGUGCUUCUAGGGGAAAAGACAAUUAUUUUGUCAAGACAGACAAGCGUACUAAAUGCUGGAAACACAAUGUACAAUCACACAAAGAAAGCCUAUGGAAACUCUCCGGUGCAAGUUUCUGAAAUGACAGUACCUCAAAAGCCACCUGUGUGCCACCGACCUUGCAAAAUUGAGCCAGUUGGGACUCAAAGGUCACAUAAACCUGAGCAUGCAGGUCUGGCAUCACAUAAUUUAUGUGGGCAAAAGCCAACUGUUAGAGACCCUUACUGUAGAACACAAAACUUGGAAAUUCGUGAAGUGUUUUCAUUGGCAGUCAGUGAUUACCCUCAGAGAAUUCUGGGAGGAAAUACCACACAGAAGCCUGGUUCAGCAGAAGGAACUUGUUUGUCCAUUGCGAUGGAGACGGGAGAUGCAGAGGAUGAAUAUGCCAGAGAAGAAGAGCUGGCAUCAAUGGGAGCACAGAUAACAAGCUACUCAAGGUUGUAUGAAAGUAGCAAUUCCCUUCGAGCUGAGAACCAAAGUACAACUUUGCCUGGACCAGGAAGAAACCUGCCAAAUUCACAAAUGGUGACUAUUAGAGAUGUCUCAGACAAUGUACUGUAUCAAAAUAGAGACUACCAUUUGACGCCACGGACCUCAUUGCACACAGCAUCUAGUACUAUAUACAGUAAUACUAACCCAUCUCGGAGUAAUUUUUCUUCACAUUUUGUAUCGUCAAACCAAUUGAGGUUAUCACAAAACCAAAACAAUUACCAGAUUUCAGGAAACCUUACUGUGCCUUGGAUUACAGGGUGUUCUAGGAAAAGAGCAUUGCAGGACCGCACUCAGUUUAGUGACCGAGACUUGGCUACCCUUAAGAAGUACUGGGACAAUGGUAUGACCAGCCUGGGCUCUGUAUGUAGAGAGAAGAUUGAAGCUGUUGCAACUGAAUUAAAUGUCGACUGUGAAAUAGUUCGGACUUGGAUUGGGAAUCGAAGAAGGAAAUAUCGUUUAAUGGGAAUUGAAGUUCCACCUCCAAGAGGAGGCCCUGCUGAUUUCUCUGAGCAGCCUGAGUCUGCUUCUUUGUCUGCACUCCCACCAGGAGAGGAAGCUGGGCCUGAAGUAGGGGAGGAUAAUGACAGGAAUGAUGAAGUGUCCAUCUGUUUGUCCGAAGCAAGCUCUCAAGAGGAGCCCAAUGAAGUCAUCCCAAAUGAGACCAGGACACAUAAGGAUGAAGAUCACCAGGCAAUAUCCGCAGAUAAUGUGAAAAUAGAAAUUAUCGAUGAUGAAGAAAGUGACAUGAUAAGCAAUCCAGAGGUAGAGCAAGUGAAUUCUCUCCUGGAGUAUAAGAAUGAAGAAGUCAGAUUCAUUGAAAAUGAGCUAGAGAUUCAAAAGCAAAAGUACUUUAAGCUCCAGACUUUUGUUAGAAACCUGAUUCUAGCUAUGAAAGCUGAUGAUAAGGAACAACAGCAGGCACUGCUGUCAGAUUUACCUCCUGAAUUAGAAGAGAUGGAUUUCAGUCAUGCCUCACCGGAUCCUGAUGAUACCUCACUCAGUGUGUCUUCUUUAUCAGAGAAAAAUGCCUCAGACAGUUUGUGAUUAGGGAUGGGGGGAUAUGAUGUAGUCUGUUGUUUGCCUAACAGGUGUGCAUUUCAAGAUAACUGUAUUUUUCCCCAAUAAUCUUCACCUGGAAAACACAAUGUUAAAACAGGUAUAUGCUAUGAAGGAAGAACAAGAUAUAAUGGCUACAAUAAAAGAACAAUGCAUGCAAAAUGUAAAAAUACUUGAAAUGGAUUUUUUAAUCUUAUAUAAAAUCCUAGAAAAGUUAUAUUUAAUUUUAAGCAACUCAGCUAUGAAAUCUAUUAUACCUGAUUUCUGAGAGAUUUUUCUGCUUAUUCGUACUAAUAGUUUUAGCCAGAGACACAAAAAUAAACAUAUUUCAAUAUUACUGUGUUAUUAAAGCUUGAUUAGUCUUGUUUUUGUAGCCUUUACAUCUUUAUUCUUCUUUCAUUUUCUUAUCAUUCAUAUAGAUUUUUACUCAGGAAAGUGGAAAGUGGGCUGAAAAUUAAAAACAAACCUAAAUAUAUGUUUAACAUAGAUGAAUCCUGGGAUUUAUUUUCAACUCCUAUGAAAAUCUGACUGAAGAUAAUGAUUAGAAAUUGAAGCGAUUACUAGGAUGUAAUUGUAAGUUAUUGGCAUUCUUCUGUCUAACCCUAAAACUGGGGAGAGGUGAAAAUACUCUGGAAAGUCGACUAACCAACAAAAAGCCAAAACUUUUAAGUAUACAAAAACAGUACUUUAUAAAAGAGAGUUUUAUUCUCAAUUCUUGUAUACUGCAAGUGAUAAGUAUUAACGGUUAACAUUCUACCAUAUAGUAAAUUUAUAUAAUUGAAUUAGACAAAAUAUUGCACAAAUACUUCAAGUUUACCAAAAUUUUCAUAAUAUUUUUUCACAUCUGAAAUUUUGUAAAGCAAGAAAUCGAAGUAUGCCACUGAUAUGUGUUUUCUUUUUAUUGUAGUCAUACAACUUUGUCACAAAAUUUACCUCGUUCCUAUAUGAGGCCUGCACAGAGCCAUCAGUCAACAACAAUAUAAAAAGAGCUGUACUACUUUGUAAAUUAAAGUACUCUGAAUUUCCUGGAUACUAUUCUAUGAAUACACACCUCAAAUAGGCAUGAUACCCAGUUGUUACUUGUACUAGAUACCAGAUGGCAGCACACUAUAUUCAUCUCUUUGUAGAUCUUCCCUUCCAGAAUACCAGAUGGGAAUACUAAGAUUUGUAGAUGGGAAAACACUAGUUUCUCCCCAAGCUCACAUUGUCAUAUAUUUGAGACUUGGUUGUGUGGAACUAAAUUACAUGAUUAAAUUAUUAUCUAAUCCUAAAAGAUGAUUGAAACAGCUGGAUAACUGUUUUAAUUGUCAAGCUUCAAACAAUUUUAAGUUUUUAAACUGUGGCUGAUUCUGAUCUCAGAAUUCACUGAUACCAAUUGAUGAAUGCAGAAAGGCAGUCACAAAUGCCUUUAAAUUGGAAAUGUCCCUUCUCCCCAGUACAUACAAGUAAAGUUCAUUGAUGGUCGUUCAGUUUAUCGACUACUUGGUUUUAUAUUGCUGCCACACAGCUUCUAUGGCUUCUUUGUCAGCAGAAAUAUUUCAGUAGUCAGCUACAUGCCCUUUAGCUGACAGUCAUGUGGUUCUUUGCAAACAACUCUUGGUAUUCCUUGCUGACAAAUCAGAUUCCAUUCAGGGAAAAGACCAUUGAGCAACAGAACCUAAAACAUUUGGAUUAAGUGUUUCAGUCACACUAAUUUCUCCAUGAGAUGAUAAAGAGUCCCCACUAUAUGCAACAAAUACAGAAACCAUUAUUUUAUGAUAUAGAGGAUUAAGACAAGGUCUUUCGUAGCCCAGGCUGGCCUUUAAUUCCCAAUAUAGAUGAGGAUGGCCUUGAAUCCUGCUGCUGCAGCCUCUGUUUCCUAUAUGCUAGGAUGAUAGAUGUGUUUCAGCAUACCAAGUUCUAUUUUUUUAGCAUGACUAAAUUUCUGGGGUCAGAUAUGCUACCCCUCUUCCACGAGGUCCUGGUAUGAACAAAUUUCUAGUCUCAAAUCUCUGCUACAGUCUUCAUCAGUAUGGUUGGGUUUAUCUUUACAUUUAAACUGCUUGAGUUUAAAACUCUUCAUAGUCGGUUUUCAUUACAGAGAGAGUAAAGGUGAGUCUUUCCUAUGUGUUGUAACACUCAGAAUUUCAUUUUUCACACCUUAAAAUAAUUGUCACUAAACAGAAGAAAACAUUCAUGGAGCUCUUGCUGUAGAAAGACACUGCGUCAGACUGAAUCUCUUAUCAGUCUAUGGAUUGCAAAAAGGGUGAUUUCAGCUGGGUACAAUGGCACACACGGCUAACUCCACAUUGGGUUAGGCUGAGGAAAGCUUCAAAACACAAAGAAAUGUUUCCUGUUAACCUUUUCAGGGAUAUUAAUAAAAGGUUUUCAAUUAGCACUUGUAAUUGAUUUAAGAAUUCUAACAGACCUGAUGCUUAGAAGGAAACGUGCAUCUGUAAUUUUGGGAAGACACAUAAGUUGUACCUGUAUUCAUAAAGUUUCAGUAACUAUAUGUCUUAACAGGCUACCUAGAACUACUUUUAUCCUGGCGUUUUUCUUUCAGCCACAGGAUAAUAUCUUUUAUGAACAUAUGAACUAAUACAUUUAAAAAUACCAGUGGAGAUGUUGUAUAGUCAGACCCAAAGAAAUAGUUGCAUCAAUGCAAAAACAAUCAUACUUUGGCAGACUGAAUACAUAACACAGAUCUUGAAGAAAAGCAACUAUUAUAAAUCUGGGGAACUAGGUUGGCAUUUGCACAAGGCCCUAUGUUUAGUCCUAAACACUUCAGGAGGACAAAUAUAUGAACUGGAUUUGGUUUUGAGAUUUUUAAACAAAAAAGACAACUUUUGACUGUUUUCUUGAACACAUCUGUGUAUGAUAGUGAAGAUCAACUAACUAGUAUUUCUUUUUUAGGGCUUUGACAAUAUCAAACCAUAUUACACUACCACAAGUAUCAUUCAGAGAAGCAAAAGUAAAUGGGAAAAUUUCUUUCCGACUUAACUACAUGUAAAUAUUUGCUUUAAACUUAUAAUGUCAAGCAGUUUCCAAUCAUAUAAUGUAUAUCUGAGAGUACUUACCUUCUAAAAUGUGAGUUAAAAACAAAUCCUGAAACAACAGUAACAACAAAAAGAAGGCACCUUUCUCAUUCAGUCAAGCUAAAAUUAGUUGCAAGAAAAUGCGAAUUGCAUUUGCCCUAGAGAAUAGGAUAAUUAACGCAUGCAAAAAAUUUUUUAAAAAGAAAAUUGGCCUGGUUAGGGAACCUGGGGAUGUUUUGUCGUAAGGUCAGUUAUCAACAGGACUUUUACACUGCAACUGUAAUCAGUGAUAAAAAUAUUUGUUACUAUUGAAGAAAAAAGGUUGUGGCCCAGUCACACCCUGGGUUCAGUAUACUGUUAAUAUCAAGACCUCAAAAGAUGACCAAGAGUUCAUUUUUGCAAAGACAGAAACAUCUACUUUUAGGGCCCUUUUAUUAGGCAGUCUUAUCAGUUUGUAAGAGAAAAGCUAAGUGGUAGAUAUAAACAGACACUAAAUGAUAAGGAUGACUUGUCUCCUUUUUUGUGGAGGAGUAUUCAGCCCCUCCUCUUAGCCUGAUUGUUCAUAAUCAUCUUUGAAAGAAAUCCUGAAAAAUUUAACUGCUGCCUUUUAUCCAUGAGGUAGUGAUGAAAUACCAGGAAUGGUGUGACAUUUUAAUAAAUUUUAUUUUCAUUCAAAUACCCAACAUUGAAAAGAGGUAUUGUUCUUUGAAGAGUUACCAUUGCAGUUGUAUCUAAAGAGUAGAUUUUCUUUUGAAGUUGUUAACCUUGACAGACAGCACUGUGCCAUGCCCUUCACCAAGCUAUGCUUUGUAAUUCUCUAAUGAAAUAGCCUACUAACUUGUGAACCUGCAGUUGAUAUAAACAAGCCUUUAUUAAGAACAGAUUUGCCAAGGGGGGGAAGAAGAAAAGGGAUAUUUUCAUGCAAAUAUAAUUAUGAUUGUUCCAUUAAAUUGUAUACUGGGUAUAUAUUGUUCCUCAUUGAAACUUUAUUUUGCAUUAGCUUACUGAGUAAUCCCUUCUAGCAAUCCUGCAUCCCAUUUUACUGGUACUACCUCUGAAGCAUAUUAUCUCUUUAAAACCAUAUCAGAUUGUAAUGUGAAUUUUUGUAGAGUUUUUAUUUAAACUUUUAUAGAGGCAAUAAAUGAUUUCCAACUAA
Messenger RNA from Mesocricetus auratus (golden hamster), 6390 nucleotides. It is a transcript of the gene Hdx, whose product is annotated as highly divergent homeobox. Gene Ontology annotation, biological process: regulation of transcription by RNA polymerase II. Gene Ontology annotation, molecular function: RNA polymerase II cis-regulatory region sequence-specific DNA binding; DNA-binding transcription factor activity, RNA polymerase II-specific. The coding region runs from base 130 to 2208 and encodes 692 amino acids. The record is from RefSeq and is a predicted model, not a curated record. The transcript has 10 exons. Lineage: Eukaryota; Metazoa; Chordata; Mammalia; Rodentia; Cricetidae.